UUAUAGCUAGCUACUUUUCGUAGGACCAACUAUCAUUUACAGCUGACUUGUUAUACAAAGUUCAAGUUUGGUUAUAUCGACUAACUUACUAGCGCUGAACAGAAGCAACAUUGGCGAGUUAUAAUAGCUACUACAAUUGCUAACUGGAUAUUUAGUUUAGCCUCAUGACAUGUCAUGACUCAGGAAAAUUGAUAAUCGACACCUAUAAUUGGUAGUACUCUCACAGACCAAGGACGUAUCUUAGGCAAAUGGAUCCUCCUCAUCAAUCCAAGGGAGGCAACAGGCCUCGGGAUGGUAAACGUGGACCAAGCCAGUCCACUGUCCCUCAUCAGAAAGAUGCCUAUGCCAGACUCCUCAGCCAGCAUCACAGCAGCAAGUUCAGAUCCUACCUGGACCAGUAUGUCCAACAACAGGGGGAAGAGAGGGGGCCGAGCGAACAGAGGCAGGGAUUAGCAUACAGCGAGAAACAAGACAUACCGCAGAGAAAAAGGGACCAGGCGUUUAUCGAGUGCUCUGACUCGAGUGACUUCUCGCCUUCGCCUAUGAAAGGUAAGGGAGGCGAAGAGAGCUCUCUGUCCUUGUACAUGGACAAGCUGAAUAGUCGGGGAGCCCUGCAGGAGCCGGAGAGGAGGCAGGGGGUUUCCGACAAGCAGCGACGCGGGGAGAGGAGGGACACCAACACCAGUCAGGAUGGAGAUGUGGAGUCCGGAGAGGAGUUUGCCUCCCUCAAACAGAGGGACUCCCAGCACCAACAACAGAUAAGAAACAAAGACUACAAAGACCAUGCUUACAAAGUGCCCACAAGUAACCAAGGGAACAAGGACAUGAGUUAUGGGGCAUCCCCCCCGAAAGCCUUCUCAUCUUUCCCAGCUCAGGCGCAAGAGAAGAAGAAGUCCAAGAAGAAGAAUGUGCCAAAGACCAACGCAGAUAACAAGAGUGGUGGGCCCAUGUGUCCUGACUUCGAUGCAGACAUGUCAACAUCCCCCCUUAACAAAUCCAAAAACAUGCAACCACAAGGUGCCACUACGCCUUCUGACAAGGGUAAGAAGACUAGAGGAGGCCAAGGAGGAUCAAAGAAGCAAGUGUUUGAAGCGUACAUGACCACAGAGGACGUUUCCCACGGCCUGAAGAGAGGAGAGCUCAUUCAGGGAUCCAUAAGAAUCAACCCCAAAAAGUACCACGAGGCUUUCAUUGCAGCACCGGAUGGCAAGCGGGAUAUCUUCCUGGAUGGAACCGCAGCCCGCAACAGGGCCCUGAACGGGGAUGUGGUAGUGGUGCAAGUUUUCCCUCAGGAGCAGUGGAAGGUUGUGAAGUCAGACAGCGAAGGCGUGAGCGAACCAGAGACCCAGUCUGGGAGGAGCCAGACACCAGGAAAGAAGACCAAACGCGCCCCCAGUCCUGAUGUCAUUGUGGAAGCCGAGACUGAAGCUGAGGAACAACUGGCCAAGAGGGUGGAGAACAUCAGCCUCAACGUCACAGAAGAUGGAAUUAAAAAAGAGAUACUCCAAAGGACUGCUAAGGUGGUGUACAUAGUGGAGCAGAAGCACUCGCGGGCCGCCACAGGCUUCCUCAAGUUCCUCCCGGACAAGCCCUUUGCCAUGUUCUCUCCUGUUGACCACCGCGUUCCACGGGUAAAUGUUCCCCUGCCAGAUUGCCCCCAUGACUUUUGCUCCCGCCCGGGAGACUACGCCAACAUCCUGUUCAUCGUCCGCAUCACCAGCUGGCCAGACGACAGCAACUUUGCCGAGGGUCGACUUGCUAAGACUCUGGGCCAGGCCGGGGAGAUUGAGCCGGAGACCGAGGGCAUCUUGAUAGAGUACGACGUGGACUUCUCCGAGUUCUCUGUCGAGGUGCUGGGCUGCCUGCCCCAGAAGCUGCCCUGGACCAUCCCCCCUGAGGAGUUCGGCAACAGGAGAGACCUGAGGAAAGAAUGCAUAUUCACAAUUGACCCAGCUACCGCCAGAGACCUGGAUGAUGCGUUGUCUUGCAAACCACUGCCCGAUGGCAACUUUGAGCUGGGCGUUCACAUUGCUGACGUGAGCUAUUUCAUGGAAGAAGGCAAUGCGCUGGACUUCAUUGCCAGUCGGCGAGCCACCAGUGUCUACAUGGUUCAAAAGGUGAUCCCCAUGUUGCCUCGUCUGCUGUGUGAGGAGCUGUGCAGUCUAAACCCCCUGACUGACAGACUCACCUUCUCAGUCAUUUGGAAGAUCACCCCUGAGGGCAAGAUCCUGAGUGAGUGGUUCGGUCGCUCGGUGAUCCGCUCGUGCAUCAAGCUGAGCUAUGACCACGCCCAGAGCAUGAUCGAGGCCCCUGACAAGCUGUUCCAGGCAGAUGAGCUGCCCCCCUGUGCCGCCGAGCACCCCAUGGAUGAGAUCCACCAGGCCGUACUCAACCUGCACUCCAUCGCAAAGAGGCUCCGUGCCCAGCGCUUCCAGGGCGGCGCCCUCCGCCUUGACCAGUUGAAGCUGUCUUUCACUCUAGACAGAGAGACAAGCAUGCCCCAGGGCUGUUAUGUCUACCAGUACAGGGACAGCAACAAGUUGGUAGAGGAGUUCAUGUUGCUGGCCAACAUGGCCACGGCCCACCAGAUCUACCGCUCCUUCCCCAACAAGGCCCUGCUGCGACGCCACCCCCCGCCCCAGACCAAGAUGGUGGACGACCUGCAGGAGUUCUGCGACCAGAUGGGCCUCAACAUCGACUUCUCCACGGCCGGGACGCUCCAUAAAAGUUUGAAUGAGACCCUUGGUGAUGACGAGUACACCAGCGCCAGGAAAGAGGUCCUGACCCACAUGUGCUCCAGACCAAUGCAGAUGGCGAUGUACUUCUGUACGGGGGUGUUGAAGGAGGAACUCCUGUUCCGUCACUACGCCCUCAACGUACCCUUCUACACCCACUUCACCUCGCCCAUACGGCGCUACGCUGACGUCAUAGUCCACAGGCUGCUGGCCGCCUCUCUGGGCUGUGGUCCUCACCUAGAGUUGAAAGGGGAGGAGGUGCAGAAGCAGGCGUCCCACUGCAACGACAAGAAGACGGCCUCUAAGAGAGUCCAGGAGCUCAGCUCAGAGCUGUUCUUCAGUGUGUUCGUCAAGGAGAGUGGUCCUCUGGACUCUGAGGCCAUGGUGAUGGGAAUUCUGGACCAGGCCUUCGACGUCCUCGUGCUGCGCUACGGGGUGCAGAAACGCAUCUACUGCAAAGGUCUACAUGGCCUGGAGACGUUCCACUUCCACAAGGUGGGGAAAAAGGGGGAGUUGACUCUGGUGUGGGCUGCAGAGGAACCCGGGAAGCCUAGCGUACGGCAGGAGAUCUCCAUCUUUAGUCUGGUGGACGUGCAGCUGAGGGCAGACGGAGCCCCUAUGAAAUACAGCGCUGUCAUCAAGAGGCCUAAUGAGACGGCGUAAUGAAUACUCUCAUGUGCCCCGAAUAACACACACACACACACACACACACACACACACACACACACACACACACACACACACACACACACACACCAUAUCACACAUUCUCUGACAAAGACACACAGCACUGCUGAAGAAGCUUUGCCAGUAUUUUGACAUUGACUACACAAACACACAGGUUCUUGCACGUUUUUUUAAUAUGUAUUAGAAAAGCAACUUUUUCGCAGUUUAACUUUACAGUUCAGUUACCAUUGUUACCACCGAGGCUGGACCGUAGCACUGAAGCAGUGGUAUUGUUGUAGGGCCUGGCUGCUUAACUGUCAAACCACCAAGACUGUGAAAUUAACUUUUUAUUUUGCCGUUUUUACCUUUUUUAUGAGGUCAUUUUUAGAUAUUAUAAUUAUAUACACAGUCAAUGUGUGAAGAUGAUGGCUUAAACUAUUUUUUGUUUAAAAUAAGUUUUAUUGAAGCUGUGUUCUAUUAAUGUCAAGUGUACUGUAACUGGUUGUUUCAGUCGCAAUGCAGUUGUCGUUGUUUAUUUGUAGCUGUAACCUAGCAAGAGCUUGUAUGCUUUUCCACUUCAAUUCAUAGUAUGACACUCGUCCCCACAUUAAUCUACUUUAAAGGCUCGACGAAGCGUUCGUUAACCGUUUUCGGAAGAACCUUGUGGAGGCUGCAGUUAUUUUAAAAGUGAAUUCACACAAUGAAUAACGUCUGACUUUUUGCCAAAUGCUUUGCCACCCUUUUAUGUAGCAAGACAUUUUUGUGUGUCUUGUGUAGUUGUUUAAAGUGAGACCUGAAAUCCUUGUUGGCGGAACUGUUCCUGAGUAAAAAUAUGACCCUACCCCAUCCACUAAUAUACCGCUGUUUAUAUUUUUAUGGCAGUGCAUGCUGGUGUUUACAGUGCAGAUUCUACGCAUGCUAAUCCAUUGUAUCUCAAAGUUGUCAAGCGUGUGACUCGACUUUUAUCGUGACAGUUUUGGCAGUGACUCUAAAAUAAUGGCGUACAAUGCUGCUGUGAACUACCGUGUGAAUGUGAGGCCUUGACCAUUUUGUCUCCCAUAAAAUCCUUCUGGCAUGCAGGUCCAAAAAAAUACGGACACCUUUUCUUUGAUGUCUUUCAUCUCAAGAUCUCAGUAUUGUACAUGACAGUAAUGAUUUAUAAAUCCUUUAUUGUUUUGGAGGGCAGCCAUCUUAGUGGUCUUGCUCCAUAAGCAGGUGUGCCUUUUUCUGUGACGCUGUUUUACUCUAGAAAUAAAAGCAAUCUGUAUUGGUUUACAUUGUACAUGCAGUUAAGCAAAUAUGUAUUAAGACCAUAAAUGUUCUGCAAAUUGGAAGGUGCCAGUAGCAAGUAACUCCUUUAAACUCUUGAUACCAUGUUCAAACUCGCAAAUCAGAUGUUGAUAAAGUAGUAUAUUUCUAACUAGUAGCUGUAACUCACUCCUAAAUUUCUGUUUUGUCUUUGUGACCAGAUAGGAAUUACAAUCUGGGUUUAAAAAAGAACAAAUGUUUUUUUUCUUCAAUAACUAAUAAGCCUUUUUGCCUUUUAACUAAGUAAAGAUUUGUUUUGCUUAAAGAUGAGCAAAAACAACCCAUUUCCAGAGCUUUCUAUUUAGAGGGGGCUGUUUUUUUUUUGGUGCGUUUUAAAAGCUUGUGAUUGUCCUUUGUAAUCGGGUCGCCGAGAGCAAUUGAGUAGUGGGACUUUAACAGGAAGGGGAGAGCUAGGCGGUCAGUCCACACAAUACCUUCUUUCCUUUGCGCUUGUUUUAUGUAAUAUGUUCCAUUCAUUUUGCCCACGUAAUCUAUGCCUUACAUGAAAAUAAGUUGAGCUUUAAAAGGGUACUGCCUUCUCUGUUUCAGAUGUAAGAUUUAGGAUUCAAGAAUCUUUUCAUUGAUUUGAUUAUUUUUUAUUUUUUUACUGCGCUCCCCGUUCCAUUUGUGUAAUGAUGGUGUACUUGCAUUGCCUGCUCAUGGUGAUGCCAAUGUAUAGACUGCAGUGGUUGUCAAUGUCUCAAACCUGUAUUUACAGGGUCCACGAUAACAGGGUUAUAUUCAAUAGGAAGAGAAUGUAAUGAAACAGUGAAACAUGGAUAUACAACAAGAACUUGUCCAAUAAGAACAUUUUUGUUUACCUUUGCAAAACAUUUAGCUUAAUUGUGCUCUACUGAACAUGAUCCAGGUGUUGUCCGGUGGCUUGGGGAGUGGGAGAACUGUGCUGUGUUAACAUGUUAUACUAUCCAACUGGACACAAAAUAUUAAUGUAUUAGCAGUGAUCACAUAGGAAUUAGUUUAAAAGUGUACUUGAUGUGGCUGGCCCCUGUAAACCAAAUAAACAUCGGCUUCACUAAA
Salvelinus fontinalis (brook trout) is the source of this 5747-nucleotide messenger RNA. RefSeq names its product DIS3 like 3'-5' exoribonuclease 2 (gene dis3l2). Gene Ontology annotation, cellular component: P-body; exosome (RNase complex). Lineage: Eukaryota; Metazoa; Chordata; Actinopteri; Salmoniformes; Salmonidae. Gene Ontology annotation, molecular function: 3'-5'-RNA exonuclease activity; RNA binding. The coding region runs from base 249 to 3398 and encodes 1049 amino acids. Gene Ontology annotation, biological process: miRNA catabolic process. The record is from RefSeq and is a predicted model, not a curated record. The transcript is spliced from 21 exons.